AUGCUAAAUGAAAUACACAAUAUUGGAAGAGGAAAAAAUUGGUCACAACUAAUCGAGGAAGUAUUGAAAGCAGCUGAAGGAGUAACUCAAAUAACGGAACGAAUAAUUCAAAAAUCAAAUUCCAUCUUUCAAGCACAAUUAAUGGCCACAAAAACUGAACAGAUGCUCAAAUCACUUCUGGAAGUGUUACAAAGUAUUCAAGAAGUACAAGCAAAAGAUGGUGAUAGUAUGAAACUGUUGACAGCACGAAGUACAACGUUAACAGCAACUGUAAGACAACUGUUAUCAACCGUGUCAUACUCAUAA
Molecule: messenger RNA, 306 nt
Organism: Acanthocheilonema viteae
Lineage: Eukaryota; Metazoa; Nematoda; Chromadorea; Rhabditida; Onchocercidae
Source: the annotation of a GenBank genome assembly